UCACUUAAGGAUCGACUUCAUGCUUAACCUUAACAACUGAUGUUGACAACAGUCAAGGAAAGUUGAUAUUUCUUUGACUAAGCUGACUUUAGACUUUAGAAACAAGGAGAUGGAAGUAUAAGAAAAAAAAAAACGCCUUUCAUUUCCAUUUUCCAUUUAGAGGGAAAUGGAGACCGUUUUUAAAGGCGAGAAUAUUCUUUGAAAUGGACCCUAUUGACAGAAGCAUUAAAAAUAUCUGAUAUAAAGUUUUAAAAACGAAUAUAUCAUGUUUACGUGUGAAAUUUGCUCUGUUGAAUGUUGCAAUCAGAUAAAGUUUUUUGAGCAUUUAAAACUGCAUUAUGAGGGGACGUCAAAUGUCUUAUUGAUGCCUAAUGGGGAGCUCGAGGGUUCCAUAAUCAACUACGAAGACUCCCUGCUUCCUCAAACUUUUACGUUCAAAGACAGCAAUGAGGAAGUCGAAGAUGCAAACAUCACCUGUGGCCUUUGCGGCAAAUUGUAUCACAAGCAGAAAACCUUUGAGGCGCAUUUUGCCCAGGAGCACCAGCAAGUGGAAGAAUUCAGCGAGCCCGAAGACAUGAUGGAAGGAAUUAGACAUGUAGUAAAUAUCCAGACGGAAAGCCCCGAAGAGAGGAUAGAAGAUAAAUUUAAAAAUUGGGAAUAUCCUACGACUGACCCGUUGCAGAUCUCGACACCUCCGCCUAACGAAAACGCUCCGUUAGUUUUAAAAACUACUUAUCUAGAUAAUGAUGAAUUCGAUGAGCCUGGGACGGGAAAAAGGCGUAAAAAGCUCACCCAGUGUCCACAUUGCCCGAGAAUGUUCCUCCACCGAAACUCUUUGAUGUACCACAUAAGAUCUCACACGGGAAAGAGACCGCAUCAGUGUGAAGUAUGCGGCAAGGGUUUCUACACGGCCAACACUUUGAAAGUUCACAUGAGGAUGCAUUCCGGCGAUAAGCCAUACAAAUGUGAAGUAUGCGGACGAAGGUUUAGGCAAUGGGGAGACCUCAAAUACCAUAUGACAUCACUGCAUUCAGAUUCGAAACAGUAUCAAUGCGAGUUCUGCGGCAAAAACUUUGCAAGGAAAUACUCUCUGAUCAUUCACUGUCGCAUACACACCGGAGAGAGAAAUUACAUUUGCGAAUUUUGUAAUAAAUCUUUCAGAGCAUCCUCGUACUUACUGAAUCACCGUAGGAUCCACACUGGUGAAAAACCUUACAGCUGUGACGUCUGUGGAAAAUCUUUUAGGGUCAGGUCGGAUAUGAAAAGACAUAGAACAACUCAUAACAAAGAGUUAAAUUUUAUAAAUUCACAAAAGUUGCCAGAUAUUCCAGACAACACUGUUAAUACUGUUACAGAACAUGUUGGUGAUAAAUAUCCUCUGGAAGACAAAGCUUGCUCUCAGUUCCAAAUUCAAGUUUUGGAAGAAAUAACAGAAGCAAGUUCUUGGUGAAAUUUGCGCAGUAAGUUUCAAGACUAAACCUGAUACAAUGAUAAUUGUCAAUGGAAACUUUAACCCAGAUCCUAUAAUUAUUGUUGAGACUGAUCAUAUUAAAUUUUAAUUAAAUU
Molecule: messenger RNA, 1566 nt
Organism: Cimex lectularius (bed bug)
Lineage: Eukaryota; Metazoa; Arthropoda; Insecta; Hemiptera; Cimicidae
Product: zinc finger protein 567-like
Exons: 3
Coding region: 266-1450 (394 amino acids)
Biological process (GO): regulation of transcription by RNA polymerase II
Molecular function (GO): RNA polymerase II cis-regulatory region sequence-specific DNA binding; DNA-binding transcription factor activity
Source: RefSeq, a predicted model, not a curated record